Argiope bruennichi is the source of this 3066-nucleotide messenger RNA. RefSeq lists its product as uncharacterized. Gene Ontology annotation, molecular function: nucleic acid binding. NCBI's taxonomy places the organism in Eukaryota, Metazoa, Arthropoda, Arachnida, Araneae, Araneidae. Gene Ontology annotation, biological process: DNA integration. The record is from RefSeq and is a predicted model, not a curated record. Bases 1 to 3066 code for a protein of 1021 amino acids. The transcript has a single exon.
AUGAAUGUGAAUGAAUUUAAGAAACUUUGUCCGGAUGUAGCCAUUAAGCCUACCAAAUUAUUGCUUAGGAAUUUCGAUAAUUCUAUGAUAACAGCAGCUGGCCAAGCAGUGGUGCAAAUUCAAUACAAAGAUCAAAUUAAUACAGAAACUAUUUAUUUGGUACAUGCAAAAGUAAACGCAGUUUUUGGUCGUGAAUGGUUGAGAAAUUUCCAAUUAGACUGGAGCUCAAUUAAAGCGGUUCGGAUUGGAAAUUGUAAUUCUCGAACCAAUAAAUUAAAUAUCUUGCUUCAAAAGUAUGAGAACAUUUUUUCUCCGGGUAUCGGGAAACUGGAAAAGUUUUGUUGCCGUCUUCAAAAGAAACCUAAUUACAAACCGGUAUUUUUUAAACCUCGACCAGUACCAUUUGCUUUAAAAGAAAGAAUAGAAACUGAACUUAAGAGGUUAGUUGCAGAAGACAUCAUUGAGCCGGUGACAUAUAGUGAGUGGGCUACACCAAUUGUUCCUGUUAUCAAGCAGAAUGGGAACCUACGAAUCUGUGGUGAUUAUAAGGUGACUAUCAACCCGGGACUAAAAAUUGAGCAAUAUCCGUUACCCCGUAUAGAGGACAUUUUUGCUGAACUGGCAGGAGGGGAGUUCUUUACUAAAAUCGACUUAUCUGAGGCAUACCUUCAAAUGUUAGUUGAUGAGCGGGACCGACAUCUAUUGACGAUCAAUACUCACAAGGGUUUGUUCCGUUACAAGAGAAUGAAUUAUGGUAUAGCCUUAGCUCCGGCAGUGUGGCAGAGAGCCAUUGAACAAGUUUUAUCAGGCAUCGCGGGGGUACACGUAUUUUUAGACGAUAUUACCGUAACGGGGAGAAAUGAUCAAGAGCAUUUUGAAAGGUUAGAAUUAGUAUUACAGAGACUAGAAGAAUAUGGUCUCAGAGUAAAUAAGCGGAAAAGUGAAUUUUUUAAGAAAUCUGUGAAUUAUUGUGGUCAUACAAUUGAUAAAUUCGGCCUCCACAAAACACAAGAAAAAAUCGAUGCAAUUACGAAGGUACCAGUUCCAAAAACUGUAUCUGAUUUGAAGAGUUUUUUGGGUUUAGUCAAUUACUACGGAAAAUUUAUUCCCAACUUAUCUACUCGUGUCGCUCCUUUCAAUAAUUUACUGCAGAAAGGUACUAAAUUUUUGUGGACUGCAGAAUGUGAAAAAGCUUUCAAGGCAUUGAAACAAGAAAUUGCUUCAGAUCGAAUUUUAUGCCAUUAUGAUCCUAAGUUACCUCUUGUAUUACAAACGGAUGCAUCACCAGUUGGAAUAGGAGCAGUUUUAAGUCACAUUAUGCCAGAUGGUUCAGAAAAACCAGCAAUGUUUGCAUCAAGGUCAUUGACUAAAACGGAACGUAAUUAUUCGCAGAUAGACAAGGAAGCAUUGAGUAUCGUAUGGGGAGUAAAGAGAUUUUAUCAAUAUUUAUUUGGUCGACAUUUUGAUCUCGUAACCGAUCAUAAACCCCUAGUAUCAAUUUUCGCACCUAAUCGUAGUUUACCAUGUCUAUCAGCAACACGAAUGGUUCAUUAUGCAUUUUUUCUCCAAGCAUUCAGUUAUACAAUCAAGUAUCGAAACACAAAGAAUCAUGGCAAUGCCGAUGCACUUUCACGGUUACCACUAACAGUUGACAAGGACUGUGAGUACUUGACUGAAGCAGACGUGACAAAUAUUUCGCAAGUUGAAUUAAUGCCUGUUACAGCAACCAACAUAGCUAGAGCUACUAAAACUGAUAGGAAAUUGUUCGAACUAUAUGAAAGUUUAAAAUCUGGAACUGAAUUACCUGUGCCUUGGAAAGGUAGAGAAUCUGAAUUUUCAUUGCAAAAUGGUUGCAUAAUGUAUGGUCAUAGAGUAUGCAUUCCUGAAAAGUACCAGAAUCAAGUUUUGGAAGAACUUCAUGUUGGACAUCCUGGAAUUGUCAAAAUGAAGGCCUUAGCUAGAAGCUACUGCUAUUGGCAAGGUAUUGAUGCCAGUAUAGCCAAUUUUGUUCAGAACUGUUCAGCUUGUAUCGCAACGAGGAACGAACCAGCAAGGAUAAAUCGACAUCCGUGGGAAUGGCCAAAUGGACCUUGGCAAAGGAUACACGUUGACUACUCUGGUCCUUUUAUGGGCAAAAUGUUUUUUGUAGUCUCUGAUGCAUAUUCGAAGUGGAUAGAAGUCAUUCCGAUGAAAAAUAUUACAGCUAGUUUUACAAUUCAUCAUCUUCGUAUUCUUUUUGCUCAUUAUGGAAUUCCCUUAACUUUGGUUAGUGAUAACGGCGCAAGUUUUACUAGUUACGAAUUUCGACAUUUUUUGAAACUGAAUAAUAUUAAACAUAUAACUUCAGCACCUUACCAUCCUGCUUCGAACAGACAGGCAGAAAGAAUAGUGCAGUUGUUCAAAGCUUCGUUGAAAUCCAGUAGAGGUGAUUCUGGAGAUCUAAAUGUGAAAUUACAAAGAUUUUUAUUACAGUAUAGAAUAACUCCACAUUCACUCACGGGAGAAACUCCGAGUGCCUUGUUUUUGAAGAGAUGUAUUCGCACUAGGCUUGAUCUUUUUAAACCAAAUUUGAGAGACAAAGUUGUUCAGAAACAGAGUUCGAGACUUAACACAGAAUCUAUCUUGCGUGAGUUUCAGGAAGGGGAGAAAGUAGCCGUAAGAAAUUAUUCCGGACCUAACAAAUGGAAAAUUGGAACAAUUAUAAACCGAGAUGGAACUUUGAGUUAUAGCAUACAAGUUGGGAAUGAAAUUUGGAAGAGACACGUAGAUCAAAUAAGGAAAUGUGGGAAGUCGAUUGAAUUAUCCCAAGCUGAUACUGAAAUUCCAAUUUACGAUAAAGAAUUGAAUUUUUCAGAUGAGCCAGUAUCCGAUGAUGUUGCUGAAUCGGAACCGCCUGCACCUGUACCUGAAGUUGUCCCUGAACCUAAGGAUGUACCUGUAUCUGCCACUCCAAGUGAUGAUAUGCCACCUAGCCCUGUACCAGACGCUUCCGGAAAGCCGAAAACUGAUGUACCACUCCGACGCUCAAACCGAAUCAGGAGACCUCCAGAGAGACUGGUCCUGUGA